Aspergillus nidulans FGSC A4 is the source of this 810-nucleotide messenger RNA. RefSeq names its product O-methyltransferase. Gene Ontology annotation, molecular function: O-methyltransferase activity. The coding region runs from base 1 to 810 and encodes 269 amino acids. The record is from RefSeq and is a predicted model, not a curated record. Lineage: Eukaryota; Fungi; Ascomycota; Eurotiomycetes; Eurotiales; Aspergillaceae. The transcript is spliced from 3 exons.
AUGGGUGGCCUAGCCAUAAACACUACCACACCGCAAGGGUUCUACAAGCCUGAAGAGAAAGUCUUCUGCAAUGACGGCCGCGAAAACCAGUUGCUCCGUUUUGUCACCACGCAUCCCCAACUCUCCGCCAUCCGCAACUCGCCCGAGGCUGUACUGGCCAGUAUCGACGAGUUCGCGCGCACCAAAGACUUUCUCAUGAACGUGGGCCCACAUAAGGGCAGCAUAAUCAGUGACCUUAUUGCCACGGAGAGGCCGAGCUCAAUUCUCGAAAUCGGCGGCUACAUCGGCUACUCAGCCAUCAUGUUCGGCCGCGCCAUGCGCAAUACGGGCGUUUCAGCCCCUCGCUACGUCAGUCUCGAGAUGAACCCAACCUUCGCAUCUGUGUCGCGCGCCUUGAUUGAGCUUGCCGGCCUCAGUGAUGUCGUUGAGGUUCAAGAGGGUCCGUCUCGAGCGUCAAUGAAACGUCUUGCAGCGGGCUCCUCGAACCAGGGAUCCAGCGCGAAGUGGAGUAUGCUGUUUUUGGAUCACUCCAAGAUCUCGUACUUAAAUGAUCUGAAAUUGGCCGAGGAGCUGGGAAUCGUUGCGCCUGGGUCAAUUGUUAUUGCGGACGAUAUGAAACGACCGGGCAAUCCAAUGUAUUCAGAAUACGUGAGGGCUGAUACCGCGACAAAGGAGGCAGCGUAUAUGCCGUUUGUGGGCUGUCUCUCUGAUGGGAACAUCUCGCUGGGAAACCCAGAUCUGAUAUAUCAGACUAAGCUGGUGGAAGGGCUGGAGCCAACAGGCCACAUGGGCACAAGCCUCCUCACUUGA